UGUAACCGCGGCUGUCAUCCGGGCUGCUGGGAGGCAUGAGGGGAUGCUGCUGCAGAAAUGGAGUUGAAUUAAAAAAGAAACAACCAAAACCGCGAAGUAACGGACGGAGUUUGAGAAGACAAAGGCGAGGGGAGGGUGGUUCUCCGUGUGAAGGCGGGGGUUCGGCCGGGAAUUAAAGCUUGGAAGUGUUAGAGAGAGCCGGGUGAAGAUGAAGCUGCUGAAGCCGAGCUGGGUCAGCCACAACGGUAAGCCGAUAUUUUCAGUGGACAUCCAUCCAGAUGGGACGAAAUUUGCAACCGGCGGACAAGGAGAGGAUUCUGGGAAGGUGAUGAUCUGGAACAUGGCUCCAGUCCUGCGAGAGGAGGACGAGAAGAACGAGAACAUUCCCAAGAUGCUUUGCCAGAUGGACAAUCACCUAGCGUGUGUGAACUGUGUGCGCUGGUCCAACAACGGCCUGUACCUGGCAUCAGGAGGAGACGACAAGCUGGUCAUGGUGUGGAAGAGAGCAGCGUUCAUCGGUCCAAGCACCGUGUUCGGGUCGAGCAGUAAGCUGGCCAACGUGGAGCAGUGGAGAUGUGUCACCAUCCUGAGGAACCACACUGGAGACGUGAUGGACGUGGCGUGGUCUCCCCAUGACGUGUGGCUGGCCUCCUGCAGCGUCGACAACACCAUCGUCAUCUGGAACGCACGCAAAUUCCCAGAGAUGGUGACGUGUCUGCGCGGACACACCGGCCUGGUCAAAGGCUUGACGUGGGACCCCGUGGGGAAAUACAUCGCCUCGCAGGCCGACGACCACAGCCUCAAGGUGUGGAGGACCAUGGACUGGCAGCUGGAGACCAACAUCACCAAGCCGUUCAGCGAGUGCGGCGGGACGACCCACGUCCUGCGUCUGUCCUGGUCUCCAGACGGUCAGUAUCUGGUCUCGGCUCACGCCAUGAACAACUCGGGUCCCACCGCUCAGAUCGUGGAGAGAGACGGCUGGAAGACCAACAUGGACUUUGUGGGCCACCGUAAAGCCGUCACUGUGGUGAAAUUCAACCCAAAGAUUUUCAAGAAGAAGCAGAAGAACGGCGGCUCUCCGAAGCCCAGCUGUCCGUACUGCUGCUGCGCCGUCGGCAGCAAAGACCGGUCGCUCUCCGUCUGGCUGACCUCUCUGAAGCGCCCCCUGGUGGUGAUCCAUGACCUGUUUGAUAAAUCCAUCAUGGACAUUUCCUGGACUCUGACAGGCCUGGGGAUCUUGGUGUGCUCUAUGGACGGUACGGUGGCCUAUCUGGACUUCUCACUGGACGAACUGGGAGACCCACUGAACGAGGAGGAGAAGAACACCAUCCACCAGAACAUCUACGGGAAGAGUCUGGCGAUCACCAGCACCGAGGCCCAGCUCUCCACCACCAUCAUCGAGAACCCGGAGAUGCUGAAGUACCAGCAGGAGCGGCAGAACGCGGCGCAGGCCGGCUCGGGGCCGGGCGGCGCCGGCCUGGAGUCCACAGCGCCCAAACUGAACAGCGUGAUGAACGGAGAGUCGCUGGAGGACAUCAGGAAGAAUCUCCUGAAGAAGCAGGUGGAGACGAGGACCGCCGACGGCAGGAGACGCAUCACACCGCUGUGUAUCGCCCAGCUGGACACCGGGGAUUUCUCUCCCGCUCUGUUCAACAGCGUUCCCAUCCUGCCCGGCUCCUCGAUGCCCAGCCAGCUGACGCCCCAGCUCAGCUCCGACUCCAGCCAGGGUCAGGCCUCCUCUCUGGGGCUGCGGCCGAGCCACGACACCCUGCUGACCUCCCCUCCGCCCAGCAGCUCCACCAAAGGCCUGGAGGACAACAAGGACGGCGUGAAACAGAGUCUCCUGCUGACUUCGGCCUCCAAGAUCGAGCCGAUGAAAGCUCUGGACUCCAGGUUCACCGAGAGGUCAAAGGCCACGCCGGGCGUCACAGCCGUCAUCUCCUCCACCGCAGGCCUCACCCCGCUGGACAGCAGGGCGAAGGACGGCAGCUCCAUCCUGAAAGACGUGAAGAACAAAGAGGAGACGAGCAGCGACAGCGAGGACAAGAUGGCCGCCAUCAACAAGAACCUGUCGUUCACCAAGAGGAAGGCAGACCUGCUGAUGGACGGAGGCGAGGUGGUGGAGAAGAGGAAGAAGGGCCGGCCCAGGAAGGACAAGAUGGCCACGCCCAUUUCACAGCCCUUCACACAGUUGACUCCUCCGACGGAGCGAGAGCCGAGCCGAGCGGCAGCCACUCCGGCUCCCGUCGCUGCUCUCAAGCUGCCAACACCCAGCAUACAGAAGGCCUUCAGCCUGCAGGUGAGCAUGGAGCCCUCCGUGUUCCUGGAGGUGGAGAACGACGUGUCGGUGGUCGCCGGGUCGAAGCUCAGCCAGCUGCGAUGUUCGAGAGACGGGCGAGAGUGGGACACGCUGCUGCCCAGCUCGGUCGUCACGGCUGCAGGGAGCAGUGAUGUCAUCGCGGUGGCGUGCGAGGACAGGAUGUUGUCGGUGUUCUCCUCCUGUGGGCGUCGGCUGCUUCCUGCCAUCCAGCUGGCCACGCCCAUGUCGGCCCUGCACUGCUCCAGUCACUUCGUCAUGGCUCUGACCGCCGGAGCCAGGCUCUCCGUCUGGGACGUCCAGAAACAAACGGCUCUGGUGAAGAACGAAUCUCUGCUCACCAUCAUGUCAGGAGCGGACACCACGGUGUCUCAGUCUCUGCUGACCCAGCAGGGCGUUCCUGUCAUCGGCCUGUCCAGCGGCAAGUCGUACUGCUUCAACUCCUCACUGGAGACAUGGACUCUGAUAGCAGAUAAAGGAGACUCUCUGGUUCAAUGCGCUGACUUCAGGAGCUGCCUGCCUUCCCAUGAUGCACCUGUGUCCUCAGGACCCCUGGCUGUCAUGCAGGGACGCAACCUCAACGCGGGCCGCCUGGCGUCCCGUCUGUCCUCCACGCCUCACCACCUGCAGCAGAGCAUGACGCUGGCCUUCCUGGAGAACCAGCUGGCGGCCGCUCUGACUCUGCUGUCGGCGCAGGAGUACCGCUACUGGCUGCUCAUCUACGCACGCUUCCUCGUCAACGAAGGCUCGGAGUAUCGUCUCAGAGAGCUGUGUAAGGAGCUGCUGGGUCCCGUCCACAAAUCUGCUGCUACGGCCUGGGAGCCGACCACUCUGGGUCUGAGGAAGCGGGAGUUGCUGCGGGAGCUGCUGCCCGUCAUCGGUCAGAACCUCCGAUUCCAGAGACUGUUCACCGAGUACCAGGAGCAGCUGGAGCUGCUGCGCAACAAAUAACACACACACACAGACACACGCACACACACACACACACACACGUGGACUCACCUUGAAGCCUGGUCCGACUCUGUACAGGAUGACAUCAGAGCUAAACUGUCCCGGAUGAACUCUGAGCUCCGGACGUCCUGCUGGAUGUUUCUCCCCACGUGAACGACGUCACUCCAUGUUGUCACCAGGAGGCGGGACGUCCCGGUGCUGCUGGUCCCUGGGCAGCAGGGGGGUGUGGUGUUCACUUUGAUUUUUUAUUUUUGGGUUGAAGAGUCACCGUCUUCUGUCCUGUCUCAUGUUUUUCUGACCUCCGCACGUCCUGCCCUGCUAAUCACGGCAAUUCUCUUGAAAAACGUCGCUUUUGCGUGAGAGACUGGAACAGAAAAGGUUGCAGGUUCGAUUCCCGUCACUGACACUGCGAGUCCAUCAGCAGCCAAGUGUGCUCUCCGUUUAGUGAGGCGUUCAAGACGCCUGCCCCCCUCAGCUGUUUUACAAAAAAAAAAAAAAAGCGUUGUUUGGCCGAACACUAAUUAAAGACGCCUGUCUGUGAAUCUGAGUGAUGUGAUGCAGUUGCACCAAAGUGAAGCCUCGUCAUGUUAAAAUGAGAAAACACACCAGGGAACAGGGAACAUUCAAACCCAGAUAUACAAGUGUUUUCUUCUAUUCAGACAAAUGAAGAGGAUGAGCUGUUCAUACCUGCUUGACAGUUUCGACUGUAUGUCAAGCAGGUAUGAACAGCUCAUUCUCUUCAUUUGUCUGAAUAGAAGAAAACACUUAUAUAUCGCAAUAGAAGGCAAAAUGAACUUAAUCAGUUGGAUUCAAACCCAGAGGUCGACCGGGGCGCGGUUUGAAGGCUGAGGCUGGUGUGUGAUCAUUUGUGAAUAAAUGAAAUAUCUUUAAUUUUGACCAUUACUGUGCCAAAUUCUGAAGUCAGCAGUUUUAUUCGGGUCAAGGUCGAAAAGAAUUUAGGUCAUCAGUGUAACAAACAAUACUUCUCAGAUUUGUGUGGAAUCAGCGCGGUGCUUCCCCACAGACAUGAGUAAUCAAUCAAACAGCAUCACGUCCCUCCGAUCCCCGGGGUUUCAGAUUUAUCGGAGGAAAAAACUUGCAGCUGAUGUGACGCCGUGAACGUCCUGCAGGGGAAAGCGCUCUUGAUCCAGAUGAGACGUGAGAAAAUGUAAAGUUUCUGCUCUGCUCUGAGAAAACAAGGAGGCACAAGAGGAAGGUUUCCAGAGCCGGAGCAGGAUGACUUGAAUUUUACCAAAAUCUAUGAAAUCAAGAAGGUCCCAGCUGCUGCUCUGAAUCUGGUUUAGAUGAGAUUUUUUUUUUUUUUUUCUUUCAUGAGCAGCCAUCACUAGUUUUUUAUCUCACAGUAAUCAUGACUACAGUAUGUGGACUGUCAGAAAAACGGAAACCUUCUGUCAGAAAUAUCAUUGACGUUUCCGGUUUCCAACCACAACCCUGCAGCUUUUCUCCCACACGGCGUCAAGAGCGGCCAAAGCGCGUAAACUUUGGCUGUUGUUGGUGAAUUCCCCAGAUGAAAGGCGACAAAUCCUGAAGUCAAAACGUUGCAGUAAUUCAGUUCAUUUCAUGGAUAAGGAUUUAGAAAGUGAUUUUUCUGAUGUGACUUGAACGCAGCAUUAGACUGGGCUUUGAGCUCAGACGGGCAGCAGCGUAAUUUAUGUUUGUGUGUGUGUGUGUGUGUGUGUGUGUGUCCAUUUCCCCUGACCGUUUUGUAAAUAGAAUAAUAUCGGUGCUACAACAUGUCAUGUAAAGCCAGAAACUGUCACUCCUGCAGCUCCUUGUUCUGUUCGUCUCUGUUGUCGGGGGGGAAAGUCCGUUUUUUUCAGGACUGAGGAGAUUUUUGGGUUUUUUUUUUUUUUUCCACAGACGCUCCUGAACUGUUGAUGUUUUGCAGGUUUAAAGGGCCUGAAGGUCACAGAACUCAGUCCAACAUCAGCUGUAAAAAAAAAACUCUAUUCAGAUAAGAAAGAAAACACAAAUGAUGAUUCCCUCUGCCUCCUCUGUGUGUGUGUGUGUGUGUGUGUGUGUGUGCGCGCGUGUGGAUGGGUGUGUGCGUGCGUGCAUGUGUGAGUUCUGUAUUAAAACGGUCGCUGUGAGCUUUGGAAGCUUGUUUACUGAACUGCGCCACCGUGUGGAGCCCAGAGGAAAAACAGCCCUUCCCUUUCUUUACUAAUCUGUACAGUAGUUUUGUUUCUUUUCUUUUCUUUUCUUUGUUUUGUUUUGUUUUGCUGUUAAGUCAUUUAUAAAUGUUUGUAAAAGGCAAUUUUUUUGUUUCAAUUUUCUAAAAAAAAAAAAAAAAAAAAAAUUGGGUGAAGUCGUGUCGAUGAGCCACAGUUUUGUGUUUUUUGAGAAAGUGAAAAUUAAAGGAUGGAGAACAGUUGGGUUUUGGUAA
Molecule: messenger RNA, 5675 nt
Organism: Myripristis murdjan (pinecone soldierfish)
Lineage: Eukaryota; Metazoa; Chordata; Actinopteri; Holocentriformes; Holocentridae
Gene: hira
Product: histone cell cycle regulator a
Exons: 25
Coding region: 209-3268 (1019 amino acids)
Biological process (GO): DNA-templated transcription; regulation of DNA-templated transcription; chromatin remodeling
Cellular component (GO): HIR complex; nucleus; chromatin
Molecular function (GO): protein binding; nucleosome binding
Source: RefSeq, a predicted model, not a curated record